Gallus gallus (chicken) is the source of this 765-nucleotide messenger RNA. RefSeq lists its product as uncharacterized. The record is from RefSeq and is a predicted model, not a curated record. The transcript has 3 exons. Gene Ontology annotation, cellular component: intermediate filament. Gene Ontology annotation, molecular function: structural constituent of cytoskeleton. NCBI's taxonomy places the organism in Eukaryota, Metazoa, Chordata, Aves, Galliformes, Phasianidae. The coding region runs from base 16 to 618 and encodes 200 amino acids.
GGGGGCAGAUGAAUUAUGAUGAUGUCAGACAGUGUGAUUCUGAAGAACAACAUUUCAGAUGAAAGACGAAUGAUCUCGGUUACCUGGGAGGUCUCUGCAAGCAGCCACCACCAGAUGCUUCAGUGUUUCAUGAGCCAGGAAUGUUUCUGCCCCUGUGGGGCCUCUGCAACACAGCAUAAAAGCCCGUGCUGCUGCAGGCUCUGCAUCGUGCUCUCUUCCCUCACUUUCCUUGAGGAACGAGUCUUUCCAGAGACUCUCCUGGGCCUUCUUCAAGAAGUGCUUUGCCUCCCUCAGCGAGAGAUGUCGUGCUGCAGACCCUGUGUCCCAUCCCCCUGCGGUGCCUCUGGCCCAACCCCACUGGCAAGCAGCUGCAGUGAGCCAUGUGUCGCCCGCUGCGCUGACUCCACUGUGUUUAUCGAGGCCUCCCCUGUGGUGGUGACCCUGCCGGGCCCCAUCCUCACCUCCUUCCCUCAGAACACAGCCGUGGGAUCCUCUCUGUCAGCUGCUGUUGGCAGCUCCCUCAGCACCGCGGGCGUUCCCAUCUCCUCUGGGGGCUCCCUUGGUCUGGGGGGCUCAGGGCUGUGUCUGCCUCGCCCACGCUGCAGUUUUAACUGCUGAAGACAGUGGAUCAUCCCAUUUGGACAACACAUCCUGGAUACGGAUGGAUCGUUCUCUCAACCUCCCUGAAAACCGAAAGCAUGAUUCUUCCCCUCUGUACUGAGCCACUUUGUUUUUUCCUUCUCAUUAAAGACUUUGUGCAGCAUA